Messenger RNA from Drosophila novamexicana, 4620 nucleotides. RefSeq names its product patj homolog. The transcript is spliced from 4 exons. Bases 443 to 3043 code for a protein of 866 amino acids. Lineage: Eukaryota; Metazoa; Arthropoda; Insecta; Diptera; Drosophilidae. The record is from RefSeq and is a predicted model, not a curated record. Gene Ontology annotation, molecular function: protein binding.
AAACGGAGUAAAUAAAACGAAGUGGAGCCAGAGCUGCCAAGCCUGGUUAAGCUGGCCAAGAGCAAUGUGUUGAUAAAGCGUCUUGCGGGCUGCGUGCGGCUGUAGUCGAUAAUGUUGUUGGCGUCGACGGUGCCAGGAGCCGUUAUCCGGCCAGGCCAUAAUCAUUAUUUGAAUGCGGUGAAGGUGAAUAAGUCCAAUAACUUCAAUAUGUACAAUAAAUAUACGUAAGUGAAAACGACUAAGGCAACAACAACCAGCAAUCAGUAACCCGCAACCAGCAACAGCAACAAUAUUGCCCAACAGCACCACCAGCGGUCAUGUUAGCAGCAAGCUCGAGCGGCGCCACAGUUAACCCCAGAAGUACAGAAUUUACUGGAGCAGUAGCAAAAGCAGGAGCAACAGCAGCAGCAGCAGCAGGAGCAGCUGGUCUUAGAGCGGCGUCAUGGUGUUGAGCACCGAAUGGUCGCAGGUGGAGGUUAUCGAUUUGAUCAAUGAUGGCAACGGCUUGGGCUUUAUAUUGGUGGGCGGUCGCAGCACGGGCGUGGUCAUUAAGGCGCUGACACCGGGCGGCGUCGCUGAGCGUGAUCAGCGUUUGCAGGUGGGCGAUCAUCUGCUGCAGAUUGGCGAUGUAAAUCUACGCGGCUUCAGCUCGGAGCAGGUGGCCACAGUUCUUCGUCAGACCGGAGCUCAGGUGCGUCUGAUUGUGGCACGGCCGGUGGAGCCGACGGCCAUCGAUUAUCAUACGCUGGCCAGUCAUGCGCCCAUUAUACCAACUAAGCUCCUCUCCGACCCGGAAGAACUGUCGCGGCAUUUAUUUCAAAAUCCGAGCUUGGCCACGGCAACCACUCCACUGGAUGUCGGCAGUCUGGUUGGCCUGGUCACUGGCGCCCCGGCUGGCGACACAGCCGAUCAGGGCAAUGUGUCAGCGCUUGUGCCCCUGACCCUGCCCUUGCCCCUGUCCUUGCCACUGUCCUUGCCCUUGCCCGCAAUUGCUGCCGCCGCCGCCGCCGUACCCGAUACAGAACUGGCCGAUCUGCCGCUGCCGCCCAUACCCACUAAUCCGAGCAGCAGCUCGGAUAGCAACCGGUGCCUGCAGGAUGUGGAUAUUGUGCCCUAUUCAAUACUGUCGCCACCACCGACGACUGCACACCUGACGGCACGACAGUCGCUGCAAUUGCCAUUAGGCCCGCGUUGGCUGGAUGAUGAUGACGAUGCUGAUGGCGAUGGCGACGGGGAGGAGGACUUGGUGGUGGAGAAGGCGCACAUGGAUGGCACUGUGAUAGCCGGCAAAAAGUUGGCAACGACAAUGGCGACGGCGACGGCGACGGCAACGCCCAAUGCCGAUGAUGGCGACUGUUGCUCUCUGGGCUCCGAGUCGCCCUCCACAUACGCGGACUCACCCGAAACCGAAACGUAUAUCGUGGAGCUGCACAAGAAUGUCUACGGCUUGGGUAUUACCGUGGCCGGCUACGUGUGCGAGGAGGAGGAUUUGUCGGGCAUAUUUGUGAAGAGCAUCAUUGAGGGCAGUGCCGCCGAGAUGAGCGGCCAGAUUCAGAUCAAUGAUCGCAUUGUGGCCGUCGAUGGUCGCACUCUGUCGGGCGUGACCAAUCAUCAGGCUGUGGAAUUGCUGCGCAAUACGGACAUUGAGGUGCAUCUGACGUUGGAGCGUUUCCUGCGCGGCCGCAAGUAUGAGCAUCUGCAGGUGGCUCUCACGGAGAUGAAGGUCGGCCCGAGCGCCAACGAUGGCGAUGCCCAGUCACAGCUCUCGAUGCCCGGCUCGCCCUCCAUAGCGACGCUCAGCUGGCUGCCGCCAAAAUCCGCUGAUGCGGACUCCGUUGUCACCGAUGCUGGCGAUAAUCAACUGCUGGCGGACUUUCCAGAGCUGCCCUCGCGGGACACCGUGGAUUCGAAUCUGUCGCAUAUGCUGGAUCGCAGCGACCACAGUGCCCCACAUCUGACCAACGGAAAUGGCAAUGGCCAUGGGCAUGAUCAUGACAGCGGCAAUGACACCGACGAGCAGUGUCCAGAGCCGGAACAGGAACUGGUGCCGGAGCUGAUGGCUGGAGCUGCAGCCGUUGCCCAGCCGGAACAUGGCAAGACGCCCACCAAUGAGCUGGAUACGCCCACGGCCACGCCCACACCGCCCGUAGCCAUGCCGCCGAAAUUGUCCAGCCCCAGCACCAACUCGCUGCGGGCGGCCUGGAAAAGUCUAGGGAUCAGCCUCGAGGGCACCGUCGACGUCGAGUGCGGCAUUGAGAAGCGUCCGCAUCAUUACAUACGCUCGAUACUCGCGGACGGUCCCGUCGGCAGGCAGGGCAUACUGCGGCCGGGCGACGAGCUGCUCCAGGUCAACGAGCACAAGCUGCAGGGCCUGCGUCAUAUCGAUGUGGUUAAGAUACUCAAGGAGUUGCCAGCUAGCGUGAAGCUGGUCUGUGCUCGCGGCACCCGUGCGCCCUGCAUUAUCAAUACCUCGCGGAAUGUGGAGGCCUUCGAGUCGCGCAGCUUGCUGCCCGGCGGUCAUCAGAGCCUGCAGAAUCUGCUGAGCAAGGCGCAAUCGGAGAGCUCUCUAUACACAUCCAGCUCAACGACGCUUACGGAAUCAGCAACCGCUGCGGCUGCUGUUGCCGUCGCCAGCGCCGGGACCGGGGCAGCAACGCAACGCUCCAAAUCGCUGGAGAAUGUGUCCGGACUGGCGCUGUGGAGCUGCGAGGUGACAGUCGUGGAGAUUGACAAGUCAGAGCAGGGCUUCGGCUUCUCCAUACUCGACUAUCAGGAUCCGCUCGAUGCGGAGAGCAGUGUUAUUGUGAUACGUGGCCUGAUACGCGGUGGUGCUGCGGAGGCAACCAACCAGAUCUUUCCGGGCGAUCGUUUAAUCAGCGUCGGCGACUAUGUACUCCAAGGUCUCGACCUCGACGAUGCGGUGGCCAUACUGAAGGCCAUGCCACCGGGCACAACGCGUCUCGGCAUUUGCCGCCCACUCUCCACCUCGGACAGCAACAGCAACAUGGCCUCGCCCAUUGGCGAUUCGGCGAGCAGCACAUAGUGCCGGGCAGGGCCGCAACCGGAGCGCCAGCUUCUAAUGCAUUAUAUUUUGACCCUCGUAACGGCCACUUAAAUGCGGAGCUGCCAACAGACAACCAAAGAGCUAAAACACCAAAAUGCCAGCAGCAAAAACCAAAAUCGCUGCAGUAUAAAUCAGCGGAACUGAGCAUGCGACAAUUUGUACAUAGAUGAUGGCCCGCAAAAGUAUAUAUAUAAAUUGUGGAGUAGUAUUCAAAGCACCCACAACACAUAUGAGUAGUAUUUAGUAAAUCCCCUCCCACACACACACACACCCACCCACAUGCAUCUAACGUAGUCAUAACUAAUUGGCCCGAUGGCGCUGACUUGUUAUUGAUUGCAUAUACGAAUAAAUAAAUAAAUAGAUAGUUAUGCAUGCGAACUUUUCGCUCUGAGAUUACAAAAUAUCAUAAAUUGUAAUAUCCAUAAAUUGUUAAUGACAAGUUUUUUUUUUGUUUUUGGCUAACACUCAUCGUCAGAUGUCAAGGACACACACAAAAUCUAGUCGAACAGAUUCGAGAUAUCAGAAAACCAACAAAACUAUCAAUAUUGCCGAACAAUUUUGGAAGGUAGUGCUCCAGUUUGUACCAAUUGUAAAUACUUAAUAGUUUUUUUUUAUAUUAUAUAAAAAUUUCCUAAUUUGAUACAUAGUUGAAUGUAGUUACGUUAAGGGGUUAAGAUUCAUUGCCUUGGCGGGGAAGCGCCUGUGCUGGCCCCUAGUAUUUAAGUAGGCAAUCACAAGAAACUAUUGAAAAUUGUAAAUCGAAAGGAAAUUACAUGAAUAAUAGUAAAAAUUGUAUGCUUACGCUAAAAUUAUAUAUUAAUAUAUAUAUAUACUAUAUAUAUAUACACAAUUGACGACCAAACAAAAGUUUAACUUUAUAUUUAGAAACUCUAAAGAUCAUACUUUAAAUACAUGCAACCAUAUUGAAGCCAACUGAAUGGACUAGUGGCUGGGGCAGUGCGAAUCCUUGAGAACUAUUUCAGACACUUGGUAUAUAAAAAUGUACAAGCUCGAAAGCCUUGGUCCUUGAAACAAUCAACAGAAAACCCAAAUUCAUAGGGCUGAGCAUGGUUUUGAAGGACUAAGCACUGCCGCAGCUUUAGCUCCACUUAAUAUUCUAUAAACGAGUAAAUGAUAGAUUCACGAUAAGGAAGAAGGAAAAAAGAAACAGAAGGCUUGUUAGUGAUAUUAAUUUAAAAUAAACUGAAACUAAAACCAAUUAAUGGCUCCUUAGCGAUUAUAGAAGUGUUAAACGAACUUUUUUCAUUUGCCGAAAAACUUGAGGAUGACACUAAACUGAAGAGACUAUACUUAGUCAUCUUCGAGGGCAAACUAGAGUCUUUAUUUAAGCACGCCCAAUAUAGUUAGUCAGAUAAGCAUAGGCUUUGAUGUAAAUUCAAAAAUUUCUGUCAACUUCUGUAAACUUUGUCAUCUUAAGCCUGAAACUGAUUGUAAAUAAGAGCAAAUGAUAAAGAAAACUCAGCAUUCGAAAUAGAAAUUAAAUCACAUAAGAACUCAUAUAUCAACUAAAUUAAAUAAUAAAUUUAAAUACACAC